GCGAUGGCCCUGCAGGGAAGACAGGUCUAGCUGGAAGAAGAGGCAGGCGAGGCAAGGCAGGGUCACGAGGGACCAGAGGAGGUCGAGGAGAAAAGGGAGAAAAGGGGCAGACGGGUUCCAGCGGCCAUCAGGGAUGGACAGGUCUCAUAGGAAUCCACGGCUUGCGCGGCGAAUCUGGAGACCAAGGAGAGAAGGGGCUAGUGGGAGAGAAGGGAGAAAUGGGUUCACCGGGACCUGCCGGGACUGAUGGCCCCAAGGGUUUACGAGGUCCAGUUGGGAUGCCUGGACCCGCGGGUAUCAAGGGAGAACAGGGACACAUCGGUCAGUCAGGGUCCAGAGGAACCUCUGGGAUGCCAGGACUUCCUGGUUUGUUUGGACUGAAGGGUUUGAAGGGCUACCAGGGGUUACCAGGGCAACAGGGAAGGCGGGGGCUCCCGGGACCCCCUGGGCUGCCCGGACCACCUGGACCCUCGCUGAACCUGACCUUGACACAGAUUAAGGACCUGAUGUACAUGUCAGACAAGCCCAACUACAACAUCCUCCAGAGCCUGCUGGAGUCCCUGAAGCAGGACCUGCGGCUGCUGCUGGACCCCCCCGACGGCUCCAAGGAGCACCCUGCCUCCACCUGCCUGGAGCUCUGGCUCUGCCACCCAGACUACCCCAGCGGGAUGUACUACAUCGACCCGAACCAGGGCAGCUACGCAGACGCCCUGCUGGCCUACUGCAGCUUUUUAGACACGUCCAAGCAGACCUGCCUUCAUCCCAGAGACUCCCAGAUCCCUAUGAGGGCCUGGAUGGAAGACAUCCAUGACGAGAACUUCCAUUGGCUCAGCAGCAUGGAGCACGGCUUCCAGUUUGAGUUUGCAGGAGUCACGGUGGUGCAGAUGCGUUUCCUGCGGCUGCACAGCUCCAGGGCCAGCCAGAAGGUGACCUACUCCUGCCACCCGGGCCACAGGCUGGGCCAGGGGGAGCGCGACGUCAAGUUCCUGGCCGACACCAGGAAACAGAGCUUCCUAUCGACGCUCAAAGACUGUGUGCCCGGGGAGCAGAGUGCGCGCGGCCCCAGGGAGUCUGUGCUGGAGUUUGAGGACCUCCAGCUGCUCCCCCUCAGGGACAUGGCGGUGAUGGGAGGACACAACUUCACCCACCACUUCAGCUUCACCAUCGGGCCCGUGUGCUUCAGCUAGAGGCACCGAGGGGUGGCCCGACACCGUCACACAACGGAACCCACAGACUGUGUUCAGGCACCCCCCCUCCGCCCUCCCCCACCACCACACGGGACACCUACAACAUGGAGAUCACACCAAUAAGGGGACAACACGGGAGGCCUGUCCUCCAUUUUGUGAUCUCGUGUGGACGCCACUAUUCAUUUCCUCUUCCUUUUAUCGGAGAUUGCGUUUCUGCCAUUUUUCUACAAGGUCAAGGACAUAUCUUUUCAAUAUUGUUUACAGAGAUGUUUAUCUUGGAUUGAAUAAUUUAAAAUGGUUAUUUUUUUUGUUUGUUUGAUGUAUUUUAUAUAUAAUGGACUCUCCCUCCCUAUUGGACUUGUGUAUGCUGUCCCAGCCCUCUGCUAUAACAAUCCCUUUGUAUAUAGAGUUCAGAAUGCCCCAACUGGUCUGUUAACAACGUGUUCACGCACUGCAAAUACUCCUCCUCUGGCGCCCCUCGAUAAGGCCAGUGACCAGAUCAUAACGAGCGCUCCACUGCCCAAGGAUGACUUGAACACUACAGCCAAUGAGUUGUCUGUGUCAGUGCUUUUGUUCCAAGGUGCUAAGAAACGGGCACUAUGUAUUCUGGCAGAAAGGGAACGGCCAUAUUAAUCGUAUGCAUAAACUUGAAGUUGUCCAACGUAUCUCGUUGUGGAUAAACUCCCCUAGCUUUCCUAUACCAGGCUAUACUCUGAUCCGGUUUAGCAGUGUAUUUCACGUAUUGCUACUUUUUUACCUCCAUAAUUGUAUAUACUCCUCAUCUCAGGUAUGCUACUUCAUAUGAUACGCACGUGAACACUGAUGCCUCUGUGCACACCACACAAGUUUAAUCGGCCACUCAUAAAUCAUCAACAACAAAGUUGUCCAACACGGUAAAACUUACUAGUUUUCUUGUUAAGUUUGCGAGUUCACUUGUAAAAUUUGCACAUGAAAUUCUAAAACAUAAAAAGUUAUUGUAUUCUUCGCUGAGGGCAAACACUUUAAAGGGUCCUGUUGUACCGGUGAUAAACUGGUAGGCGUAUCGAUCACAUCAAACAUCUGGGUGGACCCUCCAAUUUAGGAUCUCACUAAAGGUGGAGAUUUUGAAAGGAAUUGUAGUGGAGAGUAAAAGUCACACCUUUUCCUCCUGAAUGAUCAUCAACAUCAAGAUUAUUAUUACAUUACUAUAAGCAGAACUAGGUCCUGUUUCUGAUUGGUAGACUCAGUUAACUGCACAGACUCCAGAGGACAAGGCAGACGAGAUGGUCCGAGGAAGGAAGCAGAAAAGGAUUACAGUUUUUAUCCUUCCAUACAAAAAUUAUUUUGGAUAAAUUACAAAAGUAGUUGAGCACACAAGUUUUGUUCCUCCAUCUCCCAUCUGAAUACUGAACCAUGUUUUGUUUAAAUUGUUGCGAAUGGCUUUUGGAACAAGACAGGCUCGGCAAUUCUGUUGGUUACACAGCUCUGCUGCCAUGGUGCUACAAAAGCCUUCAAAGUUUUAAAUAGGUGGUUCUUCAUUUAUUCUUUGUAUUUGUCUUUUUUUUUUAUAUCAGCAUAUGAUUGCCUUAGCUGGCUGAGACUGAUCAUUGGUACUUAAUACUGACCCUGUUUGUAUAAAUCAUAGUGAAGUGAAUUCAUGCUGGACAUUUGUCUUGUCAUUAAAAACAAAAAAAGAACUAUACGGUUGAAUAAAAA
This is a messenger RNA of Gadus chalcogrammus (walleye pollock), 2882 nucleotides long. RefSeq names its product collagen alpha-1(II) chain. Gene Ontology annotation, molecular function: extracellular matrix structural constituent. The record is from RefSeq and is a predicted model, not a curated record. The transcript is spliced from 15 exons. The coding region runs from base 219 to 1187 and encodes 322 amino acids. NCBI's taxonomy places the organism in Eukaryota, Metazoa, Chordata, Actinopteri, Gadiformes, Gadidae.